AGUUCCUCCCAUUUGCCAAUAGCUUCCAUGGAGUGCUAGUUCAGGGAAAACAUUUUUCCUUCCAAACUGCCCAAACACCUGGGACAGGACUGAAACAUAGAGGAGAAGGGAAGAUAAAGAAAAAGGCAACCAUGGGAAAGAGAGUGGCCAUCAUCGGAGCUGGUGUCAGUGGCUUGGCCACCAUCAGAAGCUGUCUGGAAGAAGGACUGGAGCCCACCUGCUUUGAGAAGAGUGAAGAUAUUGGGGGCUUGUGGAAAUUCUCGGACCAUGCAGAGGAAGGCAGGGCCAGUAUUUACCAGUCUGUCUUUACCAACUCUUCCAAAGAGAUGAUGUGUUUCCCAGACUUCCCAUAUCCCGAUCACUUCCCUAACUUUAUGCACAACAACAAGAUCCAGGAAUAUAUCACUGUAUUUGCCAAGGAAAAGAACCUCCUGAAAUACAUACAAUUUAAGACACUCGUAUCUAGUGUAAAUAAACGUCCCGAUUUCUCAGUCACCGGCCAAUGGGAUGUUACCACUGAAAGGGAUGGUAAAAAAGAAUCCACUGUCUUUGAUGCUGUAUUAAUUUGUUCUGGACACCACGUGUACCCCAACCUACCAAAAGAGUCCUUUCCAGAACUAAAACUUUUUAAAGGCAAAUGCUUCCACAGCCGGGAAUACAAGGAACCAGGAAUAUUCAAGGGGAAGCGAGUCCUGGUGAUUGGCCUGGGAAACUCGGGCUGUGAUAUUGCCACAGAACUCAGCCGCACAGCUAAACAGGUCAUCAUCAGUUCCAGAAGUGGCUCCUGGGUGAUAAGCCGGGUCUGGGAUGAUGGUUAUCCAUGGGACAUGGUGUUGGUCAAUCGAUUUGAAACCUUCCUCAAGAACAACUUGCCAAAAGCCAUCUCUGACUGGUGGUACAAGAAGAAAAUGAAUGCAAAAUUCAAGCACGAGAACUAUGGUUUGAUGCCUUUAAAUGGAACCCUGAGGAAAGAACCUGUGUUUAACGAUGAGCUCCCAGCCUGCAUUCUGUGUGGCACAGUGUCCAUUAAGCCUAAUGUCAAAGAAUUCACAGAGACUUCGGCCAUUUUUGAGGAUGGGACAGUGUUUGAAGCCAUCGACUGUGUCAUUUUUGCAACAGGCUAUGGUUAUGCCUACCCCUUCUUUGAUGAGUCUAUCAUUAAGAGCAGAAACAAUGAGAUCACCUUGUUUAAAGACAUUUUCCCUCCUUCACUGGAGAAGCCAACCCUGGGAAUAAUUGGUUUGGUCCAGUCCCUUGGGGCUGCCAUUCCCACAGUUGACCUGCAAGCUCGCUGGGCAGUAAAAGUAGUAAAAGGAACUUGCACUUUGCCUUCUGUAACAGACAUGAUGAAUGAUAUUGAUAAAAAAAUGAGGGAAAGGCUCAAAUGGUUUGGCACCAGCAACACCAUGCUGACAGAUUAUAUUAAUUAUAUGGAUGAGCUUGCCUCCUUCAUUGGGGCAAAGCCCAACAUCCCGUGGCUGUUUCUCACAGAUCCCAAAUUGGCUGUGGAGGUUUUCUUUGGCCCUUGCAGCCCAUACCAGUUUAGGCUGGUGGGCCCAGGGAAGUGGCCAGGAGCCAGGAAUGCCAUCCUGACCCAGUGGGACCGGGCCCUGAAACCCAUGAAGACAAGAGCGGUUGGAACCCCCCUGAAGCCUUGCUUGCUUUGCCGUUGGGUCAGGCUUCUUGCUCUUCCCAUUCUGGUUGUUGCUAUUUUCCUGGCUUGGAUCCAAUGAUCAUUCUCCCCAAGAUGUUGAAAGUUACUGAGAAUACCUGGGGCGGGGCGGGGGGGGGGGACUUUUCUAUUUAAAAAUUAAGAAUUUCACACCUCCUACUUCCCUAUUCAGCAGGCAUUAGUCAGUAAAGCAGUACUAUUUCUAGGCUUUUAAAUAAGCCUCUUUAAGAAGCAUGCCAUGACCUAAAGAGAGCAUUAAUCAUUUCUUUUUAGUUUCCACUAACAUUUCAUAAUCAGAACUAUGGUCUUCAUCUCUAACCUCAAUCGUCUCCUGAAACAUUUUGACAUAGUUCCUCUUCUCCUUUACACAAGGUUUAAAAUACAUACUUCAAACCUAAACAAAGAGCAAAUUCAGCAGAGUAGUUGUGAUAUUCUCAGGCCACCUCUACAAACCAUUUGCAGGAGGCUCAAGUAGGGAAUUUGGCUAUUAAUUCUAUUUUUGUGUUAUGCCAUAUCCUCCAGGCAAUAUGUCCUGUUCCUGAGCCUCCAUAGCAUGGACACCUGGUUUAUAAUGAAAAUUAACAAGAAGUAACUCAUCAUAUUUAUAUUCUCAACAAGGACACAAACAUAGCAGCAAAAUAAUACCAACAAGGAGUAGAACACCA
Herpailurus yagouaroundi (jaguarundi) is the source of this 2337-nucleotide messenger RNA. RefSeq names its product flavin containing dimethylaniline monoxygenase 3 (gene FMO3). Bases 132 to 1733 code for a protein of 533 amino acids. Gene Ontology annotation, molecular function: N,N-dimethylaniline monooxygenase activity; flavin adenine dinucleotide binding; NADP binding. The transcript has 9 exons. NCBI's taxonomy places the organism in Eukaryota, Metazoa, Chordata, Mammalia, Carnivora, Felidae. The record is from RefSeq and is a predicted model, not a curated record.